Messenger RNA from Canariomyces notabilis, 2023 nucleotides. RefSeq lists its product as uncharacterized. The transcript has a single exon. Lineage: Eukaryota; Fungi; Ascomycota; Sordariomycetes; Sordariales; Chaetomiaceae. Gene Ontology annotation, molecular function: zinc ion binding; DNA-binding transcription factor activity, RNA polymerase II-specific. The coding region runs from base 260 to 1753 and encodes 497 amino acids. The record is from RefSeq and is a predicted model, not a curated record. Gene Ontology annotation, biological process: regulation of DNA-templated transcription.
AUCGUCACUGCAAACAGCUAUGCUGCAACGAUGCGAAGACAGUGAGAACCACGGCAAUUUAUAGCGCAGUGCGGUGUUGUCGUGACUGCCGUUGGGUCGGCGUUUCGUACCUUCGGCGUUACGUGACUCGGCGUUUUGCUGUCUUGGACCCCAGUUCCUUCGCCAAACGCGACCUGACCUUCACCGGGAUCCAAUUCAUCGGCAACACUGAACAACUGACCGACCUGAACACAUCACUGGCUCAAUUGUCUACCACGAAAUGGCGCGACGAAUUGCCCCGCAAAACCGCCUUGCUUGUGACCGCUGCCAUUCACAGAAGCUGCGAUGCCAGCGGCCUGACCGCCAAAGCGCGGGCUGUGUGCGCUGCACGCGAUUGAACUUUACCUGUGUCUUCAGCCCUCGCCAGCGUCGGAGGUCAAGCAGGCCCAAAUCCCCAGUUUCGCCAUCACAGUCGGCCGAGCCAGUCGAAUCAGUGCCAGAAAACACGGGCGGCCAAGAUUUCCGCUUCUGCCCCGAAUCCUUGGGCAACGAUGCUGCCCUGCCCUUCCAAUGUCUGGAUGUGACAGCCCAAGAAAUCGCGUGCCCAUUCUCAACGGAUAACACCACCGGCACUAGUAUUGGCGACGGCAGCGUCUUGCUCGGUUGGCCAGUAUUCCAUAAUCUUGAGGUACCACUCGGUUUCGGCGAUGUCGGUCAGGGGUGGGAUGUCCUGGGGAACACAGCAACUUCGUCUCCCGAGAGCUCCGGGUCUCUGCUUGAGCUCCCAGGCACUGCCUCCACCUUCAUCCCCGGCCCCAGCAGCAACAGUAACACAACGCCAACCACAGACCGGUCCCAGUACAUCCGCCAACUAGCCGACCUCCACGUCCAACUGUACGAGCACCUCCAGCUCAUUCCCCCGAGGUCAUACUGCCCGCCAGGUCAGGGCCCGGCAUCGGCAUCCGCGUCUGGAUUCCCGCCCGCAUCCGCCAAAACGCCCUACAAAUUCCCAAUAGACACCACCUUCCGCCUGACUCAGACCCUGAUCGACCUCAUCCCACAUCUUAUCAGCACCAGCGCCAGCACCACCAGCCCACCCCAACAUGGCCAUGACCACAACCCUCCCCCAUCAUGCGGAGAACUUGAAGAACAUGAAGACAAAGCCACCACCCUUCUGAUCCUCUCAUGCGCCAACCGCGUGCUCGACAUUCACUCGCUCAUCUUCACCCACAUGCGCGCCUGCAUCACCACUCUGACCAUGAACCCGAACCCGCAACCACAACUUCAAUCGCUGGGCGCCGCCGUUCUCCUGCCACCGCUUCGCAUCGGGAGUUUUGCCCCGCCCACCGAGGUCGCGAUGGCCGGGUACAUGUUUAUGGUGAUUCUCAUGGCCGGGGGGUUGUUUGAGCGGUUAAGGAGUGUUUUGGGUGCGUUCGAGUACGGGCGUGUGCAUGGGCAUGGGGAUGUGCCGGGAAGGGAGGGUCAAGGAGAACAUGGCGAGGGGGUGGGGGUUGAGGAUCAACAUGGGCAUGGGCAUGGGCAUGGAGAGAACUCGCAGGCUUGGUCUUUCGAAUCCCAAUCUCAGUCAUUGGGGAAGGGCAGCGGCGGCCGUGGUGAUUAUGCCGAGCUGGCGAGGGCAGAGGUGCAGCGCCGGGUUGGUGUCGUGGCGGGGGAGAUUGGCCUGGCAAGGAAGGCGUUUUUGGAUAUGCCCUCGCUCCGGAAGGGCACGGGAGAGGUGUUGGCCAUGUUCAUGGCUGCCUGGGCGGACGGAUGACAGCCUGACUUGGGGAAUUGGAUAUGGGAUGUUCCUUGUUUGUUUUCCUUUUCACCUGCCUACUUACCUAUGGGGCACUUAUAAUUCGAGGCGCCGCGCCUGUUGGAGAACAAGGAUUCUAUUCAUUCUAUUGUUGACCGAGUCAUGUCUCUAAACAGGCCCGCGAAACGUGGGACUCACCCAAUCUUGCCCCCUUCCCGGAACCGGUGGUUGCGGCUCCCGGGACUGCCCGCUCUCCGGCUGAGAUCUACCGUUGAGAUACCCGUCGAA